Messenger RNA from Talpa occidentalis (Iberian mole), 1653 nucleotides. RefSeq names its product migration and invasion inhibitory protein (gene MIIP). The coding region runs from base 275 to 1423 and encodes 382 amino acids. Gene Ontology annotation, biological process: negative regulation of G2/M transition of mitotic cell cycle; negative regulation of cell migration. The transcript is spliced from 10 exons. The record is from RefSeq and is a predicted model, not a curated record. NCBI's taxonomy places the organism in Eukaryota, Metazoa, Chordata, Mammalia, Eulipotyphla, Talpidae.
UGGUCCUGCGGUUGGCCCUGGGGAGGCCUGAGGAGUGGGGAGCUGGGGUGGGUAGGAUGGCCCAGCACCCAGUCUGGAGACUGUGAUGUCGUGUGUUGGGGGGCUGGAGUUUCUGGUUGGAGGAGUCAGCCAGGGACGCUGAGGGAAGUGCGAAGCCCCUUCCCCAACCCACAGGAAUCCCUCUGGAAACAUCGGCUUCAGGUGGAAGAACUGGGCCUAGAACCCAACCUUGAGGGCAUCCUGCGAUCAGGAGUCAGCGACAGCGACACCUGGGAUGGGGGAGACUGAGGAUCUGGUGCAGCUGCGGCAGCUCAACCUGCAGCUUCUGAGGCAGCUGUGGGCUGGCCAGGAGGCCGUGCGGCGGGCGGUGGCCCAGGCAGCGUCAGAGUCAAGCCUAGACUCCAGCAGUUGUGGUAACUCGGAGAUGCCGUCAUCCCCGGAGACUUCCUUGACAUCCCUGAGAACCUCCUACCCCGAGGAAACCCACCCAGGCGGCCCCUGGGACACAUCCUGGCCCUGCGGGGCCAGCUCUGGGGAGAGCUAUCUCCCACCUGGCAGCUGCCACCACUGGGAGUCCCUGGGUGGACCGAGGCCCUGCUCGGCACCCUUGGUGACCACCUCAGAUUCGACUGAGUCGCAGCUUUCCACGGAGCAGGCCCGGGAGGGGCCCCAAGAGGCACAGGCCCUGAGGUCCAUCCUGGCUCAGCAGAGCAAUGUGUCCAAGCCGAGAGUGACCUUCCGCAAGGAGGAAUCUCCAGUGCCUGAGCGGAACUGGCGCCUCCGACCGUACCUGGGCUAUGACUGGAUUGCAGGCUCCUUGGACAGCAGCUCUCCUGUCACCAACAAGCCCGAGGCCUUCUUCUCGGAGCUGCGGAACUUCCGGGACGCCCACCAGGAGGAGUGUGUUUGCAGUGACCAGGGAUCCCCGUUCCUGGGCCUGCGCGAGCGAGGGGAUGUCCCGGAGGAGCACCAGUGCGUGUACUGCUACCGUGUCAACCGGCGCCUGUUUCUGGUGCCCUCGGAUCCUGGCGCCCCCUGCCGCCUGUGCAGGUUGCCCCGGGGCCAGCGGGGCCCUGAGACCUUGGCGCGUCCGGCACAGGUCAGGGUGAGCGUCCCGCUGUCGAUCCUGGAGCCCCCGUACCGCCACCACAUCCACCGACGGAAGAGCUUUGAUGCCUCUGACACACUGGCCCUGCCCCGGCACUGCCUGCUGGGCUGGGACGUCUUCCCUCCGAAACCCGAGAAAAGCUCAGCCCCCAAGAGCCUGGACCUCUGGUCCUGUAUCCCCUCCGAGGCCCAGCACCGGAAGCUGUCAGCCACGGGCCCUUCCUGCUUGGCCCUGCCAACGCAAGUCCCGUCCCCCAUGCCAACCUGGUCAGAACCCCAGGUUCCCCGGCCCCACGCCUCCCGGCUGAAGCCCUGAGGACUGGUCACGUGGAGGACAGUGCUGCUGUUGCCUCUAGCCUCCCCGUCUGGUGGCGGACCUGCCCGGCCUAGACCCGGGUGACUCAGGCCGCACCUCCCAGGUGGUCUCCAGGCCUGUUUCCUUCCUGGGGACACAGGGUAGGGCGUGAGGAGGUAGCGGGUGAGGGAUGCUGUGACCUGUUUGUAAAUAAAGCUCGGAGUUCUCAGAGCCCCUGUGUGCUGGUCUGU